AUGUCGGUAAGUGCCAAGCAUCUGUCUACACCUCGCGAAUCCGAGAUCAACCGGUCCCUGCAUUUACAGCUGUUUGACUCUGACCCAAAACAAACGGGCCGCAAAUGCGACGGGUACACAGCACGAACCCCCAGCAGCGUUCUGAUCUCACCGCAAUCCUCCUCCGACGAGGUCGCCGGCCGCCGGUCGCCGCCGGGCCUGGCGGCCAUCAAGGUCUACUCGAUCCCGUUCCGCAUGCCGGGCAGCCAGCGCGACCGGCAGCUCCUCCACUACUUCUGCGUGCAGGGGGCGAACGAGUUCGCGGGGUUCGUGCCCAACGAGUUCUGGUCCAAGACGGCCCUCUACGCGAGCCAGAACGAGACGAUUGUGCGGCAGUCGCUCAUCGCGCUGAGCGCGCUGCACCUCGACCUCUCGGGCAGCGGGUGCAGCAGCCGCUCCGGCUCCGGCUCCGGCCCCGGCCCCGGCCACCCCGUCGGCGACGCGACGCUGCGGCAGUACGGCAAGGCGCUGCGGUCGCUGCAGACGCGCAUCGCGCGGUCGUCGGGAGACGGGACGUGCGCGGGCCGGUUCGAGACGGCCAAGACAGCGCUCAUCUGCUGCGUGCUGUUCUACUGCUUCGAGAGCGCUCUCGGCGACGUGCCGGCGGCGCUGAACCACCUCGACAACGGCCUGCGGCUCAUGAACAAGGUGCUUGCAUUCCGCGACGACGAGGACGACGACGAGGAGAUGCGCAGCAUCCGCGACACGCUCGGCCGGCUCGACAUGCAGGCGACCUUUUUCGACGACGCCCGCGCGCCGGCGCUGGCUCUCGUGUCGCGGCGGGAGCGGGAGCGCGGUCUCAGCGUCGGCUUCGGCCUCGGCUCUGGCUCCGGCGGCGCGGGCCCGGCCACGUCCUUCGCCAGCCUCGCCGACGCGCAGAAGCAGCUCAUCCGCAUGUCCAACUGGCUGCUGCGCUUCCUGCAGGAGAACACAGCCUACCAGGGCCAGCCGGCGUCGUGCAUCCCCGCAUCCGUGCUCGCAGAGAAGCACCGCCUGACGCGCGAAUUCGACCUCUGGCAGCAGAGGCACGGCAUCUUCACCGCGUCCCUCGCGCCGCCGCCGCCGCCGCCGACGGAGCCAGGCGCCGCCGACAGGCGCAGCGCCGACCGCGCGGCCGAGGGGCUCGUUCAGCUGUGUCAGGACGUUCUGCGCCUCGACGGUUCGGGCGAUGCGGCGGCGACUGCGGGCCCUGCGUUGAUGAAGCCGUGGACGCUAUCGUCUGAGACGGGUGUCGUGGUGCCGCUCUUUCUCCUGGCGAUGAAGUGCGCGGACGAGGGCGUGACGGCGAGAGCGGUCGAGCUGCUUGCCGCUUCGAAGAGGAGGGAGGGUCUCUAUGACGCCGGGGCGGUCGCGAGCCUUGUCGGCCAGCUCAAGGGCGCGAUGAGCCAGAGGCGACAGCAGUCGGAGGAACUCGGCCUGGGGAGCAGCCAGGAGGAUGCCUUGGAGCAUUGGGUCGCCGACUUGCUCGACCAGGCGCCCGGAGGGGCCAGUACAAUGGCGGCCAUGUUGGAUUGA
This is a messenger RNA of Verticillium dahliae VdLs.17, 1554 nucleotides long. RefSeq names its product C6 zinc finger domain-containing protein. The record is from RefSeq and is a predicted model, not a curated record. The transcript is spliced from 2 exons. The coding region runs from base 1 to 1554 and encodes 517 amino acids. NCBI's taxonomy places the organism in Eukaryota, Fungi, Ascomycota, Sordariomycetes, Glomerellales, Plectosphaerellaceae.